This is a messenger RNA of Penicillium angulare, 5214 nucleotides long. Its product is annotated as histidine kinase-like ATPase domain-containing protein. The record is from RefSeq and is a predicted model, not a curated record. The transcript has 2 exons. NCBI's taxonomy places the organism in Eukaryota, Fungi, Ascomycota, Eurotiomycetes, Eurotiales, Aspergillaceae. Bases 1 to 5214 code for a protein of 1737 amino acids.
AUGGCUCUGAACAUUGAUUUCAACGCCCUUAAGGCGCGGACCAUGGGGUCUGGUGCCGAUGAGGAAGCUGUAACGGUGGACACCCGAGGUUUGAUUUCUAAAGUCCUAGCUCGGUAUUCAGGGAAAUGGACUGUUCUACGAGAAAUGAUUCAAAAUGCCGCCGAUGCCUCAGCAACAAAAGUGACAAUCAAGUUCGAAACGUUACCCUCUACCACCGUUCCAUCCCCCUCAUCCACAGAUCCAACUGAACAAAUAAAACAUACGGUUUCAAACCAUACCUUACAACGUUUAUUGAUUUCAAAUAAUGGUCUCCCCUUCAGCGAAAAGGACUGGGCCCGGUUAAAACGGAUCGCGGAUGGGAAUCCCGAUGAGACUAAGAUUGGAGCAUUUGGUGUAGGAUUCUACAGUGUUUUUGAUGACUGCGAAGAGCCAUUUGUUUCCUCCGGUAAUCAGGCCAUGGCCUUUUACUGGAAAGGCAACGCGCUGUUCACUCGACGUUUGGAUCUUGGUGAUACAUCGAACAAGGACACAACCUUUGUACUGGAUUAUCGGAAUGAUUCUUCUCCUGUUCCAUCAUUGCUACAACUAUGCCAAUUUUUGGCUAGCAGCUUGACCUUUGUCGCUUUACAGGGGAUAGAAUUGAUGAUCGACGAUUGGAGUCUCUUGCAAUUGUCCAAAAAGACUGCCCCGGGCGUCAACGUGCCUAUCCCCAGAGAUAUCGAAACGAAAACGGAAGACGGUCUCAUGAAAAUUAUGGGAAUCACACAAGAGAUUGCUCAAGUUGAUGCGUCCUGGAUGCGUAUCGUGGAAUGGAAUCCACAUGCAAGUUUGAUUAGUCUCGACAACCUACGCGACACCACGAGCUCAUUACGAACAUUUUUCUCGAAAUUUACAAGCCAAGGCGCAUCUGAAAAGGCUGUGCAAUCUCAAAAGGCUCAGGCGCCUGAAGAAUCGGGUAACAUGACUACGUUGGUGAAGGCGUCGGUGUUCCUGCAUAUCAACACCGCAUCAAUUCAACCCUCGAUUGGCCAUAGCCUGAGCAAAGAGCUUGAAAGAGCCACCCGAAAACCACCGCCGAAGAAAGCCACAAUCGCGAUUUUGACGCCUUCUUAUGAUGCAAACAUUUCCACCGGCGAGUCUGCAUCCAAGUCAGAAAUCCUUGCGUCUAUUCUACCUUCAAGAGGAGGUCGGGUAUUUAUCGGAUUCCCUACGGCACAGACCACAGGGUUGAAUGCUCACAUUUCGGCACCAUCCGUCAUUCCUACAGUUGAACGCGAAAGCAUCGAUCUGAAUACUCGGUACAUUAGUAAAUGGAACAUUGAGAUGUUGCGAGCUGUUGGAAUAGUGUGUCGAAUCGCAUGGUCUGCUGAAAUGGCUACCAUAAAAUCCAAACUAGCAGCCAAAAUUGGACCGGAACGCUCCAAGGUUCGCAGAGAGGAUAUAGUGGACGUCCUUCCUGAGUCAAUCCACACUGCGAAUCAAUUUGUCUUUCGCGAGUCAACCCCAUCCUCAGCUCUCGGCCAAACCAUUGAGGACGCCUUUUGGAUGUGUAACAAGAACGCUUCGAUCGAAAUUCUCUCUACGUGCGGUGUCAUCCCUAGUCACCAGACACGCAUUGCUCCCAAGGAUCUCAGCUUCAUGGACUCGAUUCCGGCCCUUCCCGAAGAAUUGGUUUUGAAUGCAAAAGACUUUGUUAAAAAGCUGACAGAUUUCGGCUUGGUCACUGAAAUUACCGUCUCUGACAUCAGACGGGAACUUGAAGCCAGUACCUUACCUGCCAAACAUAUCGUCGAAUUUUUGAGUUGGUUAGGCCACAAAAUAUUGACAGGGCAGCUUGAUAAGCAUUCAGUUCAGAGCCUUCUCCGGGUUGCUGUAGCCAACGAUGAAGAUGAAGGUGGGAAGUCCACCCGCUUGAUCGUUUUUGCCGAUAUUAGCGGCUUUUUGAACCCACAGCGAAUCCCAGCAGACUUACCGGUUCCAUCGGCUAUAAUGCCUUUUAGAUUCACCAAAUCGAUUGGGAAACAAGAGCUUGAAGCUUUAGGUUGGGUUGAAUUGCAGGUUGUGCCCUGGCUUCGCUGGCUUGUGAUGAACGCUCAGGACCGCAGCUUGUUGUCUUCAGACCAAGAUAUUACCCAGAGCGCCUCAUUCUCAGGACAGAUUCUUCCCGUCUUGUCUAGACAAUGGGAGCUCCUAAGCCAAGCCUCGAAACAGACUGUGAUUACCAUGCUUCAACCCAAGACAGUAAUCCCAACUAAGCUUGGGAUGAAGCAGCCUGAUCAAACAUAUUUUCCCUCUGUGCGCCUUUUUGAUGAUCUGCCUGUUGUGCAUGGUCUGAAUGGCGUUAAAGAAAAGAUUCUGGUAUCGCUGGGUGUUCGCAAGACUGUUGAACUAGGUGUAAUCUUUGAUCGGCUCAUAAAUGCUACAAGCUCCAGUGAUUCCAAAGACUCCACAGCCCGUAAAUGGAAUCAUGUGGAUCUCAUUCGCUAUCUCACGUCAGUACGUGAAGAUAUUCCUUUAAAUGAUAUCCAAAGGCUGAAGAAUACAAGCAUUUGCACUGCAGAAAAGAUGGGAGACACGCAGCCUGGUACUCGCUACAAAAUUUCUCAAUUAUAUGAGCCGAGAGACUCACUUCGCGCGCUGGGUCUUCCCAUAAUUGAAUGGCCAGGCGUUUACAACAAUACGAGUAACGAAGGAAAAUUUCUCUCUAUGAUGGGUCUAAUGAAAUACCCAACAGGUGCCGAGCUUAUUGGGCUCAUGAUCAAGAGUGACACAGAGAAAGACAGUCCUCGAAAGACCAAAGCCUUGUCUUACUUUCUGAAUGAGUAUCACACCAACGGAUAUGCGGCAUUUGACACCAGUGCAGUCGGGGUGCCAUUUCUCCCAGUUGAAGGUUCAGACAACCGUGCUGUGCCCAAAAAGUGCUUUACAGAUGAAGGCGCCGCACUGUUCGGCUUUCACAUCCUUCAAAGGCACCUCCAUCCUCAUGCUUCUAAACUAGGAGUUAAGCCCCACCCCCCUAUGUCUGAAUGCCUUGAAGUCCUCAUCAAACAACCUCCAACCACCCCGAAAGAGGCUAGUGUUAUUUUUAAAUACUUGGCUGGAAGAGGCUCUGAGUUGAGCCGGCGCGAUGUUGACCGAGUUGGAGAGUCUUCGAUCAUCCCCAUUAUCACAAAGACUCAGUCAGAGAAGGGUCAGAGGACACGAUUUGUUGCGCCUAAACUCUGUUAUCUUGGUGAUGGGGAAGACUACAAAGAUAUUUUUGACUUUGUUGAUUUUGGACAAGAAGCAAACUUUUUCCUCUUGGCUGUUGGCUCCAGGCGAGAACCUACGAAGAUCGAGAUUGCACGAAUGCUGGUCAAAGAACCAGCACGCAUUUCAACCGCAUUCCAAAGCUCCGAAAAAUACCUGAUGCUUUUACGAACUCUUGCAGAAAAUCUCUCCUUACUCAAGAAAGAUAACGAUCUGUUCAAUGAUAUGAAAAGAGCUAGAUUCUUGCUAGCAAGCCGUGACAUUCCACCUCAAGAUACUAACAAAGAUGGGAAGGGAAAAUCAGUUGAAACGGAAGCUCUAGAUCCAGAUGAGGAUUUGGAUAUUCGAGAGUGGAGUUUGGCCGCAGCGAAAGACAUCAUGGUGGUAGAUGAUUUCCAGAGUUUCAAUUUGUUCAAAGAACACAUUCUUGCCGCGCCCCAGGAAGAAAUAUUGGAAAAUUUCUAUCUCGCUCUUGGCGCCCAUCCACUUAGCAAACUUGUUGAGGAACAAGCACGAUUUGGAGGCGUUGCAGCUGAUCAAAAGCUGGCUCUCAAAUUACACAAGAUCAUCCUGGAACGAGCACGCCUAUUCUUACAUGACCAACCCCCGGAUGCCAUCCAACACGGAGCUCGAUGGCUGGAACAUGACUUCAGUGUGCAAGUUGUCAACUCCAUCACGCUCACACGAUCGCUCAAGGGCAGACGAGUAUCUCACACCCAGAAGCGGAAUGCUAUCGUGGCCCGCCUGUCCAACAGCUGGGGCCUAUGUAUUAAUUCCGGCAAGUAUGACUUGUAUGAAAUUAGCCAAUCUCUGGUUCACUUGAUCCUGAAGCGACCCAAGCUUCAUUCAACCCUGACAUUGGAGAUGUUGUUGAAAACAGACCUUCUUGAGCUUCGUGCUCGAGGCUACAAUGUGGAACGGAUCCUUAGACAGAAAGCCCAGGAAGCUCGAAUUACAGAAGACAAAAGGCAGAAACAGCUCGAGGAAGAAAGACAAGCUAUACAGGAGAGAGAGGCCACUUGGGCUGCUGAGCAGGCUCAACGAUCAAAAGAUGAACAGCUGGAACGCCAAUCGCAAGCUUCUAUGCCCGGCUUCUUUCCCGAGUCUCCAAAUAACCAGCAAAAUAUAGAAGAAACACAAAGCACGCCUCCAGAUCCCGCUUUACCCGGCAGGGCUCCCCGUGGCCUAUUCUCUGGGCUCACCAAGCGAUUACUAGAAGGCCGUUCGGGAACAACCCCGAGUCCGAAUCCUGGGCAGUCUCGUCCUUUACUCCCGGAGUCCACCGACGCUCCUCCACCCCCACCUUAUUCCUCCGAAGAUCCGCAGAAGCCACGUCCAGAGCAGCCUGCGUCUGUAUCUCCACAUCGAUUGCAGAACGAACUCCUUUCUGCUGUGCAGGCUUGUCGUCCUCACAGUUCAUCGGACGUUUUCAGCCGCCCGGAGGUCAACCAGAUCUCGGCAAGUGAAUCAUACUGCGAUGAACGGCCUGGUCAGAAUUUAGAAUUCGUGGCGACACUUCCUAGUGGAGUUAAUGUGUUGUUUGUUAAGACUAUUACCGAGCGAUCAGCUUUCCUGGCAAACAAUCGCACUGGCAUCAACAUGUUCGCAUCCGUGCUUCUUGACUGUGGCUCUAUUUUUUCGAUGCGAGCAGAUAGUUUAAGCAUCUUCUAUGACCCAGGUAGCAAGACCAUUGCAUUUAACCGGGCUGGCAGCAUCUUCUGCAAUUACUUCUACUUCCAGAAGUUGCAAGAGCAGCCAUUGCUUCAAAAUUCUACACCGGAUCGCACGGAUGCUAUCGUCUACUGGUGGGUCACCCUUUGUCAUGAGCUAGCACACAACCUUGUGAGCGACCACAGCUCCGCUCAUAGCUACUACACCGAGGGCUUCGUGGCUCAGUAUUUCCCCAAGGUGGCUACUAAACUCGCCACUCUCCAAUCCGCAGCGAAUCCGCCGAACGCGGCAUGA